Acanthosepion pharaonis is the source of this 810-nucleotide messenger RNA. The record is from the annotation of a GenBank genome assembly. NCBI's taxonomy places the organism in Eukaryota, Metazoa, Mollusca, Cephalopoda, Sepiida, Sepiidae.
AUGUUCCCGUCUAUAAAGAAAGAGUUUAAACUGCGUAACUUCUGUUUGAACUAUGAGCAUCCGUAUCAUUUCUACACUUCAACAGUUGAAAAAACAAAACAUUUCUACUUGGUAUGGAGAAUAUUUUGGUUCCUGUUUCAUUGCGCUGGGAUUAUUGCAAUAUUUAUACACACGAACACACCUUACUUAGGAAAACUGUUUGCUUUUGCGACAAUUCAGGGUUACCUGUUUCUAACAAUUACCACUCUUCUGGAUCUGAUAUUCGUAAUCUUAUUCCAAUAUAAGUGGCCCACGUCACGCCAAGACAAACAUCAGGAUGCAAUGCCGUGGUAUUUCAAGAUCAAUUGGUUCCUAUCGAAUAUUGCCUAUAACGGCGCAUUUUUUAUAACUCUAAUCUACUGGAUUUUACUCUACAAAGCUGGAAGGAACCUCGGUAUCAACAUUGUGGAACAUGCUAUGACGUCGGUCUAUACCUUUUUAAAUAUCUUCGUCACAAACAAGCCUACUCGUCUCCUUCAUUUUUGGCACACACUGAUUUGGAUGAUCACCUAUCUCAUCUUUUUGGGAAUUUAUUAUGUCAGCGGAGUUCUUCACCUAAUCACCCACCAGAACGAGUCCAACCCCAAUAGUGCCGUCGCAAACUUAAAUGAUCGUGUUGAUUGGAUGGAUAGAAACGCAAUCAGAAGUGUAGACAGCGUACAGAAGAGGGAUUCAUACACAUCACUGUGGGGCGCCGGCGCUAAAACAUUUGCAGCAAUAACGGCUGCUACCCUGGCCGUGAUGUUGCCAGGUUUCUGCUGUGAUUUGUGA